Messenger RNA from Saprolegnia diclina VS20, 693 nucleotides. RefSeq lists its product as hypothetical. Bases 1 to 693 code for a protein of 230 amino acids. NCBI's taxonomy places the organism in Eukaryota, Oomycota, Saprolegniomycetes, Saprolegniales, Saprolegniaceae. The transcript is spliced from 2 exons. The record is from RefSeq and is a predicted model, not a curated record.
AUGACGUGCAGCUUCGGAACAUCUCGCACGAUGGAGCGGCAGGCGGCGUCGUCGUGGCGGCGCAGCCAUACACCUCCACACAGUAGUCGGCGGCAAGCAGCGGCGAUCGAUCGUGAGAGACAUCUUGGCGCUGCCCAGCGAACGUCGCCUGGCAGCGCGACGAGGAAGCGAGACCGGGCGCCACCCGAGCAGGUCUGGCGAGCCUACGAGCCCGACAUGGAUCCGUUUCGACGCCAGCCACUAAGCGCCGAUGCAAGCUCGGCUACCAUAGACGCAAGUACGCAGACAGAGGUGAUCGCAGAUGACCUCGGACAAUACGGCCCCGUGCACUUGAUGAGCAUGGCGACGAUUGACGAGGUGAUGGCCCGUCUGAGCGAGCGAAAGACCGACCUGCAGCGCCAGUGCGAAGAAGCUGUCCCGGCUCCUGAGGAUUCUGAGCCCGCCACGACCGGUGACGAGCACAUCUUGCUGCCUGACGACACGCCGGUGCAAGCCCCACCGCGGAGCCGGUCCUACGAAGCGCUCGUGCAAAUGGAAGCGAUCCUUGAAGCGCGCCAUCGACAGCUCAUGGAACACGGAACCCUCGACGCCUACGCGCGAGCGCCGGCCAAGACACGACUCGCGAUGGCCGACAUUCAAGAUGAGAUAGCACGCAUGCACAUGCAGCUGCACCCGCGCUCCAAUGCCCAGUGA